AUUGCCCUCUGUUUCCACGAAUAACCCACCAUUGUCAAUCGAUGGACUCGCCUGUCGUAACACAGCUGUUCAGACAGCUUUUUAGACACCCCGCCUGCCAGUCCACGCGGUUUGCAACGCUACGACGACCGGUUAUAACAGGACACAAUCGCUCGGCAUUGGAACGCCAACAACGCCGGCCAUUUCUUACCAAAAAGGACAAUAACCAUAACAAUGCUAAGAAAAGCAAUACUGAAAAUGAACCGAUGUGGACAAAAAGGGGUGACUACCCCCGAGACAUCGACCAGCAAUUGCGCACGUUUCCCCUGGUCACGGCAAAAGAGCUGCGCAGUCGUCGCGAGCGACCGAGACAGGUGAAAAUGCUGACGCGAGAGUUCAUCGACGACAGUUUAUACAACCCGCAUUACGGAUACUUCUCCAAACACGCGACCAUUUUCCACCCCGGUGAACCAUUCGACUUCAAUCGCAUCGAAGAUGGGCCUCACUUUCACCGACUACUAGGAGAGCGCUACACCGAGUUUGAAGACAAACUAGACGAACGUAAUCCCGAUAUUGCUCGACAAUUAUGGCAUACCCCUACCGAGCUCUUCCGUCCAUACUACGGUGAAGCCAUCGCUCGUUAUCUCGUCACCAACUACAAACUCACCCUAUACCCGUACCACGACCUGAUCAUCUACGAAAUGGGCGCUGGAAACGGAACUCUAAUGCUGAAUAUCCUCGACUUCAUCCGUGACACCGACCCGGAGGUCUACCAACGCACAAAAUUCCGCAUCAUUGAAAUCUCCUCGUCCCUCGCGGAGGUGCAGAUGAAGAACCUGAUCGACAAAGGCGGGCAUACCGGGCACGUUGAGAUCAUCAACAAAUCCAUCUUCGACUGGAACGAAUACGUGCACUCGCCAUGCUUCUUCCUCGCGCUGGAAGUCUUCGACAACUUCGCCCACGACGCGAUCCGCUAUGACUACGAGACCGAAAUGCCGCAGCAAGGCGGCGUGCUGAUCGACACGGACGGCGAGUUCUGCGAGUACUUCAACACCACGCUUGACCCCCUCGCAGCCCGCUUCCUGCGCACCCGCCAAGCAGCCGCCCGUCGCCCGUUUCCACUCGCGCUGCCAUCAAAGCUCAGCCGCGGAUUGCGCAGUUCGCUGCCGCUCGGAAGACGCGAUUUCACGCUCCCGGAGUACAUCCCGACGCGGCUGAUGCAGUUCUUCGACAUCCUGCGAGAUUAUUUCCCGGCGCAUCGCCUGCUAGCCAGUGACUUUAGCACGCUCCCGGACGCUGUGCCGGGUCUGAAUGCACCAGUCGUGCAGACGCGGUAUCAACGACGCACAGUGCCAGUCUCAACACCAUUCGUCCUCCAAGGCUACUUCGACAUUUUCUUCCCCACCGACUUCGAGGUGAUCGAAGACGUCUACCGGGCUGUCACUGGUAAAUUAACGUUUGUCACGAAUCAUCAGGAUUUCAUGGAACGAUGGGCGUAUAUCGAGGAUACAGAGACAAAGAGCGGCGAGAACCCGUUGUUGACGUGGUAUAUGAAUGCUAAGGUGUUGGCGACUGUGUGAGCAGGGGUUGGAAAGGAUUGGUUGGAUUGAUGUACAUAAUUCGCAAUUCACUGGUAAAGCCUAUUGAGAAAAUGUAAUUCUAGUAUUUCCACAUAGUAAAAACUAAUAUAUGGUAGAAUGAUGCGCAGUGGCGAGCCUUGUAAAAAUACUGUGUGGCGGCCUGCCUUAUACAUGGUCGGCUGGCACAACGGUGAGUGGUAUGGUUGUUGACACAAAACACAUUAAACA
Molecule: messenger RNA, 1787 nt
Organism: Talaromyces proteolyticus
Lineage: Eukaryota; Fungi; Ascomycota; Eurotiomycetes; Eurotiales; Trichocomaceae
Product: S-adenosyl-L-methionine-dependent methyltransferase
Exons: 3
Coding region: 42-1559 (505 amino acids)
Cellular component (GO): mitochondrion
Molecular function (GO): protein-arginine omega-N symmetric methyltransferase activity
Source: RefSeq, a predicted model, not a curated record